Pocillopora verrucosa is the source of this 4708-nucleotide messenger RNA. The record is from RefSeq and is a predicted model, not a curated record. NCBI's taxonomy places the organism in Eukaryota, Metazoa, Cnidaria, Anthozoa, Scleractinia, Pocilloporidae.
AUGGCUAGCCAUGAAACCUUUGUACCGUUACAGCAAGAACCUAAAUUCAGAGUCCGGCGACCGAGCCUCAGAUCGAGAACAGACGAUGGAACACAUGAUCGGAAAAAAGAAGAUCUGCUGGCGCUGCCACCCGUUCGAGCUCUUGCAACAACCAGCCAAGAAAAUCAGACAGACGGACUACAAACUCCAUUAAACAAAUGGCAAAUCCAUCGCUGUGCUACUCCCAACACCACCCCCUGUCAGGAGGAAUUAGUGAACGAGUGGUUACACAGGAAUCACAUCCAAGUAGUGGACAGGCUUCCUAAAAUGGACCCCGUAGUACUGACAAGCCGCGGCACAGACGUUUCAAAGUAUAUCAGUUUCAUUCACCCACCACCUUUCAGCCUAAAACUCCUCUCCGGAUCAACAGAGGAGCAAAAAUAUCGCGAAAAGAGGAACAAACUGGCCCAGGCUCCCUUAUCAACAUCUGGUUCGCCUUGUCCUCGCCUCCUCAGGAGUCAGAGAUCUGACAGGGAAACGUUCGCUUUAAAUCCUGUCAUACGAGUCGGCGGAGGAUAUCGCAGGCUCAGCUGGAAGGUUUUGGAUGUUCUACCCUCUAUUGGACAGUAUGACCCAGAUGUAGAUCCAGUGUACAGUUGCGCCUCAUGUCACGCAAACUUGCAAGUGGUAGGGAAGGUCACGAAUUCUCGCGGACGAGUUCAUUCGAUCUUCACUACACCUAAACAAUGCCACAAAUGCGGGGCUCCCACAACAGACUCUCAAAUACUCACGGAAAAAGACUUACAUGAAAGUGUUAUAGACACCCUACAUCGAGGAGAUUCAAGGUUUAUUGUGGACCAUAGACGUUUUAAAAAAUCGGGCGUCGAGCAGCCUUCAUCAAGAAUUAACCCGGAAGAUUUGCAUUUCAACUCGCCGAUGGAUUGGAGAGAUGACCUGGAAUCAUUUCGCCUUCACAUGAGCAGGCAGAGUCAAACAGAAGACGACUUGGAGACUACAACCCAGCGUUAUGAGCGGAAUCGCUCGGAAUCAGGAAGCAGUAGUGUAUUCAUGACAGAACCUGGGGCGAACAUUGAUAAUUUAAACGAGCCCCCUGAUAUACGCCGUGCGUGGGAUGAUGGAGCUACACGUGCGACGAUUUUGAGAGAUGAUGAGAGUGAUAAUGGAAAAUGGGAAAAAGAAAAAGAAAAAGAAAACGGAGAGAGAAAUGGAAAAGAAAACAGGAACUCAGCUACUGAUAAUGAUCUAGACGCUUAUAGCGAUUUUGAAAUGAUAGAAGAUUAUGAUCCGAAGUCAGGAUUUACAGUAAGACUUCGGAGAAAGCCAUUUGGUGGAGCUAGAAAGACAAGUUAUUUCAUUCGCGGGAUUCGAGACGAAGAGGGUUCGAGUGAAAGGUCUCUUGACAAGAGCGGAAAAUCACACGAACAUGGAAGGAAAAAAGCACACAACAACAAACAAGAAAUUCAAACUGACACUCAGAUCAACAAGAGUACACCAAAUAAAAGAAAUAAACAAACCUUAGUCCAGAAGAAAAGAGGGAAAGGUUUUUCACAUAACUUGAACGAGAGUGAAAGACGACGGGAGAAUGAAACAAAUCAAACAGCAAAAUACGACGAGAAUCCUCAUUUGAGGAAAAACUCAUCUUCCGGCGAACAACGACGAGAUGAAACGAAUCAAAGAACCAGACACCAUAAGAAUCCUCUUUCAAGAACGGAUUCGUUCUUCGUCGUUGGCUUGGAUCAACGAGACAAAGUGUUUAGCACUACUCCUGUUGCUGAAGAGUUAUCGGAUGACGAAGAUGAUAAUGAUGACGUCAUUAUUUUCACCAAAACGAGGUUUAGUGAAGAUUCCCCGUCAGACCUUGAGUUCAAAGACGACGACGCCUGGAGCCCAGAUUCUCCGGGUUCUGGACUUUUCAGACCUAAAAUACCAUCCCCUGGUAAUUUUGGAAAUCAGUAUGACGUGGAUCGCCCUUCGUCCUGGUCCGUUUCGCCCACGCAGCGUGAUGGGUACCUUGCUGACAGUGAGGAGAACGUCGACCUGUCUUCACUGCAGGCUCAGAUUCAACAAGCGCGGAAUAACGCUAUGAAAACAGAACGGAGAAAACACGAGAGCCAAGAAACGAAGCGACGGGAGUCUGGAGAGAAAAAUGCAAAAGAUGAGCAUAUUGCAGCAACAGAGGAUUCUACUUCUCAAAGGCCUCUUGAGAACGACUUCUCCGACAGAGCCCCUUUAAAAAGUACUGAAUGGGACAGCGACUGGGACAGUGAUUUUAGUCUACAUGUCAAACCACUUAGCGACUUAAGUGCGUCGAGUAGUGACGAGUCCCAGUGGGAGCCCAGGAACCAAACGAGACCAGCGAAUAACGAAAGUAGAGUCCGAAAGAGAUCUGACAAAACCGUGACAAAUGCUGCGAGAAGAAAAGAGAGUAAGCCCGGCACUACAGAACAGCGUAAAGGCUCUGAGAUUGAAAGAACCUUAGAAGGCAGAACUCGGAGGAGUAUCGGUGGAGAGGACUAUCCUAGAGAAAGACGAGAUAAAAGGCCAACAGUUAAACCCAUUCCAAAAAUUGGCCAAGAUUCAGACUCAGAUGAGGUUCAUUUCCGUCCCAGGCCCCGCGCUUUCCGGGGCGACGACGAAUUAAGCGAGAGCGACAUGAAUUUCUUCAAACAACAGUUCCAAGCCCCUAACUCAAGCAGGGACCAUAAUAAAGGCAUCAGCCAAGAAAGUCCUGUUGGCUGUAAAGGCAUUAAUUGCUAUCGCUGUUCGUCCUUCAUCCCUGAGUGCGAAGGCAUUUGUUCCAUGUGCGGUACUUUAUGUCAGCGGUCAGGGGGACCGUGCAAGGCUUGUCGGGAUAUCUGCGAGAGAUGCGGCAAGCCAAGGUACAAGUGUUCAUCAGCUGAUGAGAGACUAGAAACUAGUGACGAGGAGAGGGAAGGGAAAGAGGAGCACUUUGAUGCAGAAGGUAUGUCGAUCGUGGUUAGUUCUACUGAAACUGGACCGGGGAUACCAGCACAAAGAACAUCACCUUUCAGAGGUCACAUAAAUAGUCCCGCAUCGGCAUCAGCUGAAGAAAUGAAUAGGGAGGAGAGUUUGAUAAUGAUUGAUAAAGAGAGUAUCAAAAAGAGCAAAGAGAGAAAAAUCAGAGCGCCUCCUGAAAGAAAGUCGAAAGAUCCCAACAGUGUUAAACGAGUGCGAAAGAAACGCUACAGAACUGUUGAUGACAAGGAUAAUGAGAUGCCGGAGGAAAAAGAGGUCAUUGAGGAAGAGGAAAAUGGCGACGAUCGUCCACAAUCUGCUGAGCCCACUCAAGUGAGUUCGGAUGAAGUUAUUCCUGCCAAGCCUCAACCCUCUGCAUUCGCCGCCAAAGGCACUAAGAAAACUAAGCCAUCUAAAAAGAUUAUCUCGCAGACUGUCGUUUAUAAGGAAAAGGAGAAGCCACCAAUGUCCAUACAAGGAUAUUCUCCUGAACGCGAAGAGAUUAACGAAGACGAUUAUGUGGUUACAAGCUCCACGCCCCUCGUGGAAACCGUUGAGCCUGGUGAAGACUUGUCAAUAGAAAAUAAUGGCGAGGGAACUGGAGAAGAGAUGCAAAUGAAAGAGGAAACUGUUGAGGGGGAUGGCACUAACGAUGACGUAGCUGAGGAUGGGAAAGACAUUAGUUCGAAGGGCGAAGAAGAACCACGUGCAAAUAAUGAGGAACUUGAAGAGGAAAAAGAGAAAGAGGAGGAAAAGGAAGAAGAAAAGCAGAUAGAAAAAGAAACGAGAACUGCUCCUCCAAAGAUUCGAGGCGUAUCACGUGUAAAUGCAGCAUUCAAAGAACGAGCGGAGUUGGGUAAAAGACUGCAGAAAGUGUUAAAGGAAGCUGUCAGUGAAGUCAUGGGACAAGCCGAUAUAAAAACAAGAAAAGACUCAACAAUUGAUUAUAUCGCGCAGUAUCGACUUGUCGACCGAAGUCGCCUGGAAAUGUACGGCCGCGCGUUCACACUGGAAGACGAGGACGAGGAUGGAAUUAUAUCUUAUGAACAAAUGAUGCUUGCCCUAGAGGGGGUGUCGAGUAUUGCAGGGAUGUCGAGAAAGCAGCUUUUGUUUGUGUUACAGGUGCUGGAACUCUUCCCAGGCUCGAGGAUAACUUUCAAGAUGUUUUCAGUGGCUACUGCACUGUGCGAAAAAGUAACCAUUCUGGAUGCGUUUGUCAAGCAGCUGGUCGAAGAACUAGACCUGUUUGAAUUGGAGUGUAAAUUGGACAUGUUCAGGAAUAUGUUUUUUGUCACCGGUGAUUUCUCUGUAACUUACAUCACCGCUGACCAGCUAAGAAUUGAACUGAAGGCCGGUGGGCUCAACCAGAAUCAGGAGGAUCACGUGAUAAGGCAUAUACUUCAGUCCAGCGAUACUGGAGAGAUUUCGUUUCUGGAUUAUAUGGCGUAUCUACCACUUUUCCUGUCCAUCCACCAAAAUAUCUGUGACAACGCCCUUGAUAUGUCACGCAACAAGUAUCAACGUAACAGUACAACAUGACAACAAGUUACACUAAUGGAGGAUGCAUUGUGACAUCCACUUAAACAUUUGUGACAGCGCUCUCGACAUGUCACGUGAUAACGUAAUGAAACUGUGUGACAUCAAGUAACGCUACGGAUAUACUCUUGUCAUGUCAUGUCAUGCAACAAGAAUCGACUUGACUUUAAGUGCACCUGACUUAAGAGAGAUACAU